This is a messenger RNA of Cottoperca gobio, 4047 nucleotides long. RefSeq names its product heart development protein with EGF-like domains 1 (gene heg1). The transcript is spliced from 13 exons. Gene Ontology annotation, biological process: heart development. The coding region runs from base 183 to 2759 and encodes 858 amino acids. The record is from RefSeq and is a predicted model, not a curated record. Lineage: Eukaryota; Metazoa; Chordata; Actinopteri; Perciformes; Bovichtidae. Gene Ontology annotation, molecular function: calcium ion binding.
GCAGCAGCAGCGGAACCAGCAGCAGCAGUGGAACCAGCAGCAGCAGCUUAACCAGCAGCAGCAGCUUAACCAGCAGCAGCAGCGGAAGCAGCAGCAGCAGCAACAGGGACUGGGUGGACUUUACUAACACAGACCAGGUGUCAGACGCCUCCCCUGCUGUGUCCUGGGAGGCUAGUUCCUUGAUGUUAAAAGAUGAGGCGAGACUCCCCCAGGACAGCCCAGACACCACCCUCCGACUAGGAGAUGCCUCAUCCUCGACGUCCCACACAGACGUCCACACCGACAGCACCUACACUUCCACCGAUAUCAGCCGAGCUGGGGAGAGGACCCUGUUGUCCGUCACCUCGUCUUCCAGCAACAGCACCUCCUCUGCCUUUACAGAAGACUCCAAAUCCCAUCAGCCCCCCUCCACCUGGGGUAUUUCUGCUCAGGCUACAGAGACUGAGGACUACACCUACAGUGCUCCGUCAACCAGGACUGACAGCAGGGACACAACUGACAUGCAGCACAUGACCGGCUCCUCCAAGGGGAUAUUUCCAGAGACAGGGAGCCCAGGAGGAACCCAAAGUUUGACCGGACAACCUAAUGCUACCCAUGAUCAGUACACCGCGACAUCAGAGGAGAUAUCCGACUCAACACCACCUCUCAGAGUGACCGAGGUCAACACUGAGCAAUCUGAAGUGUCAGUUUCCUCCACACCUUCUGUCACCUCACCUGCAGAAGGUCCUACAAACAUCUCAGGGACAGAGCAGGGGUCGAGCUUUAGUGUUUCAACCUCCACUGAAUCCUCCACCGGAGCUCACAGCUCCAGCACUCAGAACCAAGGCACUGAGGGGGUUUCAUCCCAGACCAGGGAGGACAUCGUGGGCUUGGGUCUGACCACAGCGCCUCCUACAGUCAGCAGUAGUACAUCUGAGGUGGACGACUCUCUAACAGACACUCCAGUGCUGGUAACUGAGGCCUUCCUGACCACCACACCGGUCACUGUUACAGAAAGAUCACAGAUAACAGAGGAAGACACUUUCAAAGCCACUGCCUCCACCACUGCCUCCACCACUGCCUCCACCACUGCCUCCACCACUACAACCACCACCAGCACCACCACCAGCACCACCACCACCACCGCCGCCACCACCACCACCACCACCACCACCGCCGCCACCCCUCCUCUAUCUGCAACCUCAUUCUCCAGGUUCAGCAGCACUGUUAGCAGCUCUACUCCAGGGUCACCUACCGAGGCUACCAUCACUGACACUACACCCUCCACCACAUCCUCCACCCUGGCCCAGCAGUCCUCUGCAGCACCCCCAACUCACCACGUGUCACCCAGCCAAACUCAGGAGCCCUCAACUGGGAUGGCUAACCCUACAACCGCCACCACCCUGCAGAUAGAAACCAGCACCAGCACGCCGGGAAUCACCACGACUCAUAGUCAGCACAUCACCACCACAUACACCCACAGUACCCCCACCCCGAGGAGUACAGAGGCUCUGCAGACGCUCGGGGAACAGACAGACAGAGGAACUACAGAGCUGGCGGGAACAACAUCGCCCACUAAGACACCAACUCUACUAAGAAACCCUUGUGUGUCAAACCCUUGUAUGAACGGAGGGAUGUGUGUGAGCUAUAAAGGGCAUCAAUUCACUUGCCACUGUCAGCAGGCCUGGACAGGACUGACCUGCAACCAGGAUGUGGAUGAGUGUGAGAAGGACCUCUGCCCCGUUGGCUCCAGGUGUGUGAACACGCGAGGUUCCUUCAGCUGUGAAUGUCCACUCGGCUUUGACCUGGAGGACGGACGCACCUGCUCCAGAGCAAAAGCGUUUCUGGGAACUUUCAGAGUUAACAGGCUGCCACAUGACCCUCUUAUCUUCAAGAGCGCCACGAUGCAUGAGAUCCAGAGAGAGAUCAUUCAGCUGCUCAAUGCUUCGUUGUCAGUCCUCCGAGGUUACAGCCGCUCAACGCUGAGUAAGAAAGGAGAGGACGGGGUUCGUAUCUCAGCUGUCAACAUGUUUUCCAUUUCCACCGAUGUGACGAGCGCAGAGGUCUACAACAUCAUCCAGAUGUCUCUCAGCAACUGCAACUCCUCAUUGGCCCACUGCCGCAUGGUUCUGCACCACCAGCUCACUUACCAUGUGGAUAGUCUGUGUGCAGCCCAGAAGACUCAGUGUGAUGCAGAGCGCUCCACCUGCACGGACAGCAGCGGCACAGCCAACUGCCAGUGUCUUCAAGGAUACUACAAACACAACCCUGAUGACCUGUCCUGCUUAGAAUGUGGGGAUGGCUACAAGCUGGAAAAUGACACAUGUGUUCCGUGCAUGUUUGGAUUUGGAGGAUUCAACUGUAGAAAUUUUUACAAGCUGAUUGCAAUCGUGGUAUCACCUGCAGGGGGCGCUCUGCUCCUCGUCCUCAUCAUCGCUCUCAUUGUCACCUGUUGCAAGAAAGACAAGAAUGACAUCAACAAGAUCAUCUUCAAAAGUGGAGACCUGCAGAUGUCCCCAUACGCAGACUUCCCCAAAAAUAACCGCAUAUCCACGGAGUGGGGCAGGGAGACCAUAGAGAUGCAAGAGAACGGCAGCACCAAGAACCUGCUGCAGAUGACUGACAUUUACUACUCUCCUGCGUUGCGUAACUCAGACCUGGAGAGAAACGGCCUGUACCCGUUCACAGGCCUGCCGGGUUCUCGCCACUCGUGCAUCUACCCCGCCCAGUGGAACCCCUCCUUCAUCAGUGACGAUUCACGAAGAAGAGACUACUUCUAAUUGCCCCACCUUGAACACACACGCACAGAAACUUUACAUGUCUUAUACUGACAAUUGUGAUGUGUUAUAAUGGGUUUCUGUCACAGUGACAUUGCUAAUUUGUGAGUUUCAGAGAACCCAUUUGACUGUCUGCAUUCAGGGUUGCUGUAGUAUGUAAAUGCAGUGUGUGUGUGUGUGUGUGUGUGUGUGUGUGUGCGUGUGUCUGUGUGUGCACGUGCGUGUGUCUGUGUGCAUAUUAUGGAAGAUGUUAUGUAAAAUGUUUCCUGUGUGAGAGUGUUAUUAUGUGACCAUUUCAGUGUUUUUGCAUGUUUUAGCUCAUUUCCUUCAACUGACAGAUUGUAUUGCUGCUGUGUUGUUAAAGACUGUUUAAUGUGUUUUUAUCUGCCUCCCAGGCAGCCGCUGAUUCUCAUUUACUUCACUGUAUGAUGGAAAACAAUUUGCAGAUGCUUGAAACGUGCUUGAGGUAGGUGAUCCAUGACAGCAAACAAUCAUAUCCGCCUUGUUGCCACCUGGUAAUGCAGUGCAGAUUUGCGUGCACUUCCUUAAUGCACAAUGAUAAAUAGAAGCCGAUUUGAAGUGUUCACUUACUGUGCGCACAGACAGGAGUGUGAAUUAUUGAUUUCAGGAAUGUGGGAAAAAAACACAUUUAGAUGAAACUAAAAAAACAGCAGUAAUGUUAAAGUGUAUGUGAUGUGUAGCAAAUAGACUAGAACAUGCAAAAACAUGGAUGUGGUCCUUUAAGUGCUGAAAUAUGAAUAUGUGCGUGCCACUGCUGUGAUUUGAAAAUAAUCAGUUUCUUCUUAGAUUGUAGUCUGAGAAUAAAGUAUUGAUGGAACAAGACAAUAACAAACCACUGAAGGAUGCACAAAGGUCUGUUUAAUGCCAAUAGAAACUGAGGAAUGACUUCUGAUGCCAACGUUUAUUUAUUCCUUCUGUGUCCAAGUCGUUGACAUGUAGCAUAAUGGACGUCUCAUAUACACAAUGACAGACUGAUAAGGGAUAAACGUGUGGCUUUAAGUGUCUGUGUGUCUUAAGUAUUGGUAUUUGUGAGGUGUGUGUGUGUGAGGAGUAAUUAACUGUAUACCAAAAGGAUCAUAACUGUUAAAUGAGUGUUUGACUGUAAAGAAUGUAAAGAUGUAUCAAAAUUAGUUUGCUAUUUCUGACAUUGGGUAUUAUUUUUAUGUGACUUUUUUCUUUCUUUUUGUUUUUAUAUAUGAUCAGUUGAUACUGGCGUUUUAGUCAGACGUGCUUAUUUAAAUAAAAAAACAUUGCACAGCAGUUUUUCUCA